CUCAAAUUAGAGCGAGGUAGUGUAAACACAACUCUAGGAACAUGAAAAGAUCGGGUGACAGUGAGAGGGAGAAGAGAAGAAAGAGACGCAGGCUGAUACAGGAGUUGGGAGACCAGAAGAUUCCCUUCCUGGGGCCUGGAGACCAGGGCUUCCAGCAGCUGUGGGAGUCCAGCUACUCGGGCCUGGUGGUGCGGCGGUCCUGCUCCCUGCCCACAGAGCUCCACGGUCGGGUCCAGACCGCCCUCCUCACCCUGAGGCAGAGGGGCUGCCUCCUCAGAGACCUGGUCCGGGUCCGGGACCGCGACGUCCUGACCGCCGUGUCCCGGGCCUUGCUGGGCCAGCCGGGCACCACCUACCGCUACCUGGACACCCGUCUCUUCGCCAUCCCCUGGCACAGCGAGGAUCAGGAGGGCGGAGGCGCUGGCGUUGCUGGGACGGUAGGGGUAGACGGGCAGUCGUGCUGUGACGCCGACCUGAGGGCCGCCUGCAAGGCACUCUGGGAGCUCAACCACUUCUUCUCGUCCGACGUGGGGGAGAGGAAGGAGGGCGACGCCUUCACGCAGUACAGGAAGGACGCGGACACGGAGGCCAAACUGAGCGAGGACGACGACAAGGGCUCCCGACAGAGCGACGCGUCCAAAAACACGGAAGGGGGCGACUCGGAGUCCAAGCAGAGCGAAGAGGGAGACACAGAGUCCAAACACAGCGAGGAGUGGGAUAUCGAGUCUCGGCACAGUGACGAAGGCUGCUCCGAGUCCAAGCAGGAGGCGGACUUGGAAACAGAGUCCAAACACAGCGACGAAGGAGAGCUGGAGGUCAGACAGAGCAAGCUUGGGGUCACAGGGUCAAAUCCGCACAGUGAAGGGAAACGCACAGGUUCGAACCCCGCGUCAGGCAGGAGCCCAGAGGCCGAGGGGGCGAUGCUGGGAUGCCAGGAGAAACCUGUGUCAGAACUGAAGCAGAGUCUCUCGAGCUACCACAUCCAAGAUGAGGAGGAGGAGGAGGAGGAGCAGCAGAGUGGCCAGGGCUGUUCUGCCCCCCCCCAAGCACCAUGCCCAGGCCCCGCCCCCUUCAACGUCACCUUGCUCAACUACAUGGACCCGUCUGCCAUAAGCCAACUGAAGGAAGAGCCUUACUAUGGGAUGGGCAAGAUGGCGGUGGGGUGGCACCACGACGAGAACCUGGUCACCAGGUCCCCCGUGGCUGUGUACAGCUACAGCUGCCACGACAACAAAGGUGUGAGCCCAGAGGAGAGCAGUGGAGAGAAGGGCUGCUGGAGGAUUGGUCUGAAGGUGGCCUGGGACAUCCACACGCCCGGCCUGACCCUUCCCCUGCAGUCUGGAGACUGCUACUACAUGAGAGACGACCUGAACAGGAGCCACCAGCACUGCGUCCUGACCGGAGACGUGCCUCGCUUCAGCUCCACCCACCGGGUGGCGGAGUGCUCCACAGGCACCCUGGCCUACAUCGAGGCGCGGUGCCGCGAGGCCCUGUCCUACCUGCGCGUGGAGGCGGACGGGGGCGCCCACAGCCUGCUGUCCCUGCUGCCCUCCACCUUCCAGCACUGUGAGGAGAUCCACAACGAGGUGGAGUUUGAGUGGCUGAGGCAGUACUGGUUCCAGGGCCAGCGCUACACCCGUUUCUGCAGCUGGUGGAGCAGCCCCAUGGAGAGACUGGAGACAGACUGGAGACACAUGGAGCUCAUGACCAAGCUCUUCCUGGCGGUUGUGGAGGAUGAAGAGAGCGCGGAGGAGGGCAGGAGAGAGAUGGCCGAGACUCUGCUGAGUGCCCUGACAGACAGACAGCAGCACAGACAGACAUGGAGAGACAGGUAGGACAACAGACACACACA
Osmerus eperlanus (European smelt) is the source of this 1852-nucleotide messenger RNA. RefSeq names its product FTO alpha-ketoglutarate dependent dioxygenase (gene fto). The coding region runs from base 42 to 1835 and encodes 597 amino acids. NCBI's taxonomy places the organism in Eukaryota, Metazoa, Chordata, Actinopteri, Osmeriformes, Osmeridae. The transcript is spliced from 8 exons. Gene Ontology annotation, molecular function: mRNA N6-methyladenosine dioxygenase activity; broad specificity oxidative DNA demethylase activity; ferrous iron binding. Gene Ontology annotation, biological process: regulation of multicellular organism growth; RNA repair; DNA alkylation repair. The record is from RefSeq and is a predicted model, not a curated record.